Cynocephalus volans (Philippine flying lemur) is the source of this 1092-nucleotide messenger RNA. It is a transcript of the gene HSD17B11, whose product is annotated as hydroxysteroid 17-beta dehydrogenase 11. Gene Ontology annotation, molecular function: oxidoreductase activity, acting on the CH-OH group of donors, NAD or NADP as acceptor; steroid dehydrogenase activity. The record is from RefSeq and is a predicted model, not a curated record. The transcript has 7 exons. Lineage: Eukaryota; Metazoa; Chordata; Mammalia; Dermoptera; Cynocephalidae. Bases 1 to 903 code for a protein of 300 amino acids.
AUGAAAUUCCUGCUAGACCGCCUCCUGCUUCUGCCCUUACUAAUACUCUUCUCUUUAGAGUCUUUCGUGAAGCUUUUUAUUCCUAAGAAGAGAAAAUCAGUCACCGGAGAAAUCGUCCUGAUUACGGGAGCUGGACAUGGAAUCGGGAGACUGACUGCCUAUGAAUUUGCCAAACUUAAAUGCAAACUGGUUCUCUGGGAUAUAAAUAAGCAUGGAAUUGAGGAAACAGCUGCUGAAUGCAGGAAACUUGGUGCCAAGGCUCAUACCUUUGUGGUAGACUGUAGUAACCGAGAAGAUAUUUACAGCUCUGCAAAGAAGGUGAAGAAAGAAAUUGGAGAUGUUAGUAUUUUAGUAAAUAAUGCUGGUGUGGUCUACGCAUCGGAUUUGUUUGCUACACAGGACCCUCAGAUUGAAAAGACUUUUGAAGUUAAUGUACUUGCCCAUUUUUGGACUACGAAGGCAUUUCUUCCAGCAAUGAUGGAGAAUAAUCAUGGCCAUAUUGUCACCGUAGCUUCAGCAGCCGGGCAUACUGUGGUCCCCUUUUUACUGGCUUAUUGUUCAAGCAAGUUUGCUGCUGUUGGAUUUCACAGAGCUUUGACUGAGGAACUGGCUGCCUUAAAAAGAACUGGAGUCAAAACAACAUGUCUCUGUCCUAAUUUCAUAAACACUGGCUUCAUCAAAAACCCAAGUACCAGUUUGGGACCCACUCUGGAACCUGAGCAAGUCGUCAGCAGGCUGAUGACUGGGAUCCUGACUGAGCAGAAAAUGAUUUUUGUUCCAUCUUCUGUAGCUGUUUUAACAGUAUUGGAAAGGAUCCUUCCUGAGCGUUUCCUGGUGGUUUUAAAACGAAAGAUUAACAUUAGGUUUGAUGCAGUUAUUGGAUAUAAAACUAAAGAGCAAUAAGUGCCUAGUUUUCUUGUAAAUCGAUUUACCAGGUUUAAGUUGGUUUCAUCUCAUGUUAGUCAGAAUUUUAAUGUUUGAACUUUUGCUUUUCCUAAUUCUUUUUUCUUCACUGUCACCUUUUGAGGUUCUUUUGGUCCUUGUUUAUCACCACUUGUUCUUUUGCUGCAAGCUGAUUACACAUAAUACAAG